CUACAGUAUUGCACUGUAUACCUACAGGCAGUUACAUACAGUACUAUACAGGUAUAUAUAUCAUUCUUUCCUUUUCCAUUACUCACUCUCCUUGCCGCCAUCCCAUUUUCACGCGGCAGCAGCGGAAUGACUGCAUGGCGUGCAUAGGUGGUACUCGAGUAUCCAAACACAUGGCGUCGUCGUCCCAUUUCUCCUGGGGAGGCCCCUGGAAAAGGAAAGAAUUAUAAUUCCUCGCAUCAUAUCAAAAUAUUCGUCCUUUUGAGUAUCAUGCCACGCAUAUCUACUGUACACUGUACACUGGAGUAACCUUUUAACUAUGAGAAAGCAUACGAAUUAUGAUACCCGUAAAUUUAGCCGGUUAAGAUUGGGAGUAUGGGGAAUGCGUCAAACCGGGGAUUCCUGUGGACCUAUGGGCCUACCUAUGAAUCUAUGAACCUUCCCUAUGGAUCUAUGAUAGAUUCCCCGCCUGUAUCAGUAUCUGGAGUACAACUCGCAGUGCCUUCGGAGUGCUUUCCGUUCUACCAGCAACAAUCACUAUGACAAGCGAGGAAGCAAGUUCGUACUCGUGCUCCGUACUAAACCAUUCAUUCACAUUUUUUUGUGGUGGUGACUAGACCUAGUCCUGUAUCUGGAUCUAUGCUCCAACGCAAAUUCCCGUUACUCGUUACGGAGUAAUGGCAAGAACUGUCACUCGUCGCCAUGAAUGGUUUGUUAUUUCAAGGAGGCGCUGACCCUGAGAUUUCGAGAUUUGGUUCAAGAUUUGGCUCAUUCCCAAAUUCCAUCCGGCCCAGCUUCGGCUCCACAAAAAUUCCCGAUAGCCCUCCUUCGUCCCUCAUCUUAUCUGGCUACCACUGCUACUGCUACUGCCACUGCCACUCGCAGCCAAAACCACAACUCCCAGAUUGUUUAUUGGUGAAGGAUUUCCCAACAUCUACUCUGCCUAUGACGCUGGGAUGAGGAGGUCGCUCCCUCAAAGACCACUCGUGCGAGCUCUGCAACCUCCAGCUCGACGCCCCUUCACCCACGUUCCGCCGCGAUGUUGCCCUGACCUAGCACCCACCUCAACAACGUCACCGAUCGCGAAUCCCGAAAACCCGCAAAAACCAAAUCUCCCCUUUCGCUUCGAGACGGGCAUAUCUCUCUACGCGAAACGAGCACCGCGACCAUUUCCUCCGCCCUUCCUGUCACCGCCUUCAGGUUCAUUCUCCGACCCUCUGAGCACCCAUAACCGAAGCCGUGAUCGGCGCGCUUUCGUGAACGGGGAACUCAUUCGGGGAUACACCAAUGGAGAUGAUGCUGUAUAUGUGAGCGACAACUUUAUAGGUGCAAAUGAUGGGGUGGGAGCUUGGUCUACCAGACCCGGUGGUCAUGCUGGGUUUGUCUUUCUUAUACAAUAAGUCUCCAUUCCUGCUAAAAAUAACUAUUAUAGACUUUGGUCUAGGUUAAUCCUUCAUUUCUGGGCUCUGGAGAUGGAAAAGGAUGCAGACCGAAUGAGCUCUCCGGGACAGAAUUUCGAACCCAGACCUGUGGAGUAUUUACAGCGAGCCUUUGAGCAGACCCAGGCUGCGACGUCGAAACCGAAUGAAUGGCAGGGAACUACCACAGCGGCGGGCGCACAGUUACAUUUCCGUCAUAGAGAUGGCGACGAGAAAGCAUCUCCAAGGCCUUUGCUAUAUGUCACGAAUUUAGGGGAUUCGCAGAUAUUAGUACUCCGACCUAGAGAUUCGAAAUUAAUAUUUAAGACGACGGAACAAUGGCAUUGGUUUGAUUGUCCUCGACAGCUGGGCACCAAUUCUCCAGAUACUCCACUUGAGAAUGCAGUAUUGGACAAAGUCGAAAUUGAGGAGAAUGACGUCGUGUUAGCCAUGUCCGACGGCGUGAUUGAUAAUUUAUGGGAGCACGAAAUUAUUGAUAAUGUGGUGAGCAGUAUUCGAAAAUGGGAAGAAGGGAAAGGUGGUAAGAGUUUCGGAAGCAGAAAUGGUGGUGCGGGCGGGGGAAUGCAAUUCGUGACGCAGGAAUUGAUGAAUGCUGCUAGAGUCAUUGCUAUAGACCCCUUUGCGGAGAGUCCGUUUAUGGAGCAUGCAGUGGAGGAGGGACUUGCUAUGGAAGGAGGUUUGUUGUCGAACCUCGAGAGGCAGGAUUUUACUAACAAAACUUCAGGUAAACACGAUGAUAUCAGUGUUGUGGCAGCUUUGUGUCGAAGAAGCAAGGGAUGAAACAACAGAGCAAGAUUUGGACACAAAUUACCAAGUCCUCCUGGACAAUAAUCUUUAAAGAGGUGGAUAUAUCUCACCCAACCUGGGGUGUUCAAACCCAGAACAGAACGCCCAUUCAGGCUGAUCUCAGCCGAGGAACACAGUGGAAGAUCCUCUCCCAUCUGGCCUUGAAACAUUGCAGAGCCGUGAGGAGUGGGCGGAUCCCGCAGGGGAGCGUCGAUCAAUAUCAAGACGACGAGGCAUAAUAUUCUUGAUGUGGCAAGGAGGACGAUGACAGGUGUAAUAAAGGUAAAUAGUAACUAGAACAUAAAAGGUAAAUCAUAAUAGAAGUUCUUUGAGAAACUUCAACA
Molecule: messenger RNA, 2566 nt
Organism: Hymenoscyphus albidus
Lineage: Eukaryota; Fungi; Ascomycota; Leotiomycetes; Helotiales; Helotiaceae
Source: the annotation of a GenBank genome assembly